AUGGCGCAGGUCCUGAGGUACAUCGCGGUGCUGACGGCAGUCCUGCAGCUGGCUGGCGCUUGGAAAGAGUCCACCGCCGGCCCAGGAACAGCUGGCGGCAGGACAGUACAACCCACAUCUGCAGAGACUUCAGCACGUGCGGCGCUGAUGGGCGAGUCCGAAGGUACAACACACGGCGUUGUAACGGUUGUACCUACAACAGAAGCUGGCACUACAGUACAAGCCACAUUGUCUGGGACGUCAACUUACACCACACUACAGCCAGACGUGGAUAGCACUGAGAGCGAGCCUGAAGGCACAACCAACGGCAUAGCAACGGUUGUACCCACAAUAGAGUCUUCUGUGGUUGACACUUCUGUACACACCGACUUUGCCGAGACAACAGCACAUACAACGCCACGGCCUGGUGUCAGCACCGAGGAUGAGCUGGAAGGUACAACCAAUGCUGUUGUAACCGUUGUGCCUACAACAGAGGCUACCAUCGGUCUAGAUCGCGAGCUCGGUACGACAGAUGGCAUCACAACGGAGGCGAGUCCGGAUGUUGUAGUUGUUGUAACUGAGUACAGCGAACUGUCUACAUCUGAACCCGACGUCAUGACAGCCGUGUCCAUAAAGUACGCUGAGGCGAGUGCAGCUACGACUGAAGUUGGCUCCGCCGCGCGAUCCACAUUCCUCGCCACGCCCGGACCUACAACUCCACAACCACAGACUUGGGACACUACUUCAUUCUCUCCAGCCACAAACAGUCCAGAGACGCCAUCGACACCAACAACACCGGUCACGGGUACAACCGAGCAACCCUGUACCUACUGGGUCUUAUGCCAACCAAGACGGCCUGUUGAAUCGCUGACGACACGCGCAACUACAACCACCAACAGCACAACGCACGCAACUACAACCACCAACAGUACAACGCACGCUACUACAACCACCAACAGUACAACGCAUGCAACUACAACCACCAACAGCACAAAGGGCACAUCGCCUGCGACUGGGACUCCUGCGAAUGCUGGAAAUGGCUGUGCGUUUUGGUUCUUUUGUGGGAACGUUUCUGUGGAGCCCCCAGCGGACAGCUUGGGGGACUUAAGUCACCAAGUCACGUCCUCAAGCCCGGAGAACAUCUUCACACAACCUUCACAACGCACAGCUGUGGAAACGACUCGGGAAGCUUCAACAAGACCAGCUGAAGCUUGUGCGUUAUGGUGGGAAUGGCAGUGCGCCGUGGAGCAUUCAACUCUCCUAACAGCAACACAGCAUCAGCACACGCACACACCCACUGCGGCUACCCACCAUCCAACAGCAACAAUACAACAUCCAAAGACUCCCACUGCGGCAACCAACCUACCUAUUGACCCUACAACCACGCCUGCGGUGACGGGACGGCGGCCCUGUAACUUCUGGCUGGGGCAGUGUGGACCAAAUAACCGAGUCCCGCCGGCAGAAACCGCCAGCAGCCCCGCCGAGACACAGACGAACCGCUGCUGGUACUGCCUGUUCAGCCAACACGGGAACAGAUAA
Molecule: messenger RNA, 1518 nt
Organism: Branchiostoma floridae (Florida lancelet)
Lineage: Eukaryota; Metazoa; Chordata; Leptocardii; Amphioxiformes; Branchiostomatidae
Product: Y' element ATP-dependent helicase YJL225C-like
Exons: 2
Coding region: 1-1518 (505 amino acids)
Source: RefSeq, a predicted model, not a curated record